AUGGUCCAAGAUAGGGGUUUAGAUAAUGCAGGCAAGACGACUAUUGUGAAAAAAUUCAACGGCGAGGAUAUAAAUGGGAUUUCACCUACGCUGGGGUUCAGUAUUCAAACUCUGGAACACAACGGCUAUAAGCUGAAUAUUUGGGAUGUGGGUGGUCAGAAAUCAUUGCGGUCCUACUGGCGUAACUACUUUGAAACCACAGAUGCACUCGUUUGGGUUGUAGAUAGCUCGGAUCGACUGCGAUUGGAAGAUUGCCGGGAGGAGUUGUCCAAAUUGUUGUUGGAAGAACGUUUGGCUGGCGCCACGUUGCUUAUUUUCGCAAACAAACAAGUAAGAAUAAUGCGUUUCAUGGUAUUUUAUCAACAAAAUUACAUAAUUAAGAUAACUGUUGACUGA
Messenger RNA from Echinostoma caproni, 396 nucleotides. The record is from the annotation of a GenBank genome assembly. NCBI's taxonomy places the organism in Eukaryota, Metazoa, Platyhelminthes, Trematoda, Plagiorchiida, Echinostomatidae.